Messenger RNA from Cajanus cajan (pigeon pea), 1433 nucleotides. Its product is annotated as pectinesterase 31. The record is from RefSeq and is a predicted model, not a curated record. Gene Ontology annotation, molecular function: pectinesterase activity. Gene Ontology annotation, biological process: pectin catabolic process; cell wall modification. Lineage: Eukaryota; Viridiplantae; Streptophyta; Magnoliopsida; Fabales; Fabaceae.
CGUGCCACAGCAACACUGUAACUGUUGACACCUCACUUACCUUUUAGACAGCAAAAACCAAACAACAUUUUAUUCUCAUUCAUUCUAUGAACGUUACUCUGAGAUUUGAGUGACUCACUUUUCGUUUCGUGCGUUAAAUAUUCCGUUUUCUUUCUGCCACCAAAAUCUAUCCGCUCUCUUUACAGAAUGGCAGUUUGCAUAUUAACGGUGGCACAGGACGGAACCGCCGAUUUCCGAACGGUGCAGGAGGCAAUCGACGCCGUGCCGCUCGGCAACACUUGCCGGACGGUCAUUCGUAUCUCGCCGGGAAUCUACCGCCAACCCGUCUACGUCCCCAAGACCAAGAAUUUCAUCACUUUCGCCGCUCUCAGUCCCGAGGACACUGUGCUCACAUGGAACAACACUUCAUCCGGAAUUGAUCACCACCAACCUGCGAGGCUGAUUGGGACCGGGACGUUUGGUUGUGGAAGUAUCAUUGUGGAAGGGGAGGACUUUAUUGCUGAGAACAUUACUUUUGAGAAUUCUUCUCCUCAGGGUUCAGGGCAAGCAGUUGCAAUUAGAGUAACGGCAGAUCGAUGUGCCUUCUACAAUUGCAGGUUCCUUGGAUGGCAGGACACACUGUACUUGCAUUAUGGUAAACAAUAUUUGAAAGAUUGCUACAUUGAAGGAAGUGUGGACUUCAUCUUUGGUAAUAGCACUGCCCUUUUGGAGCACUGUCACAUCCACUGCAAGUCUGAAGGCUUCAUAACCGCACAGGGCAGAAAAUCAUCUAAGGAAACAACUGGUUAUGUAUUCUUGAGAUGUGUUAUCACAGGUAAUGGAGGAAAUUCAUAUGCAUGCCUUGGACGACCAUGGGGACCUUUUGGAAGGGUGGUCUUUGCAUACACGUACAUGGAUCAAUGUAUAAGGCAUGAUGGCUGGGAUAACUGGGGGAAUGUGGAGAAUGAGAGAAGUGCUUGCUUUUAUGAAUACAGGUGUUUUGGACCUGGUUGCUGUCCAUCGAGACGAGUAACAUGGUGUAGAGAAUUGUUGGAUGAAGAAGCUAUGCAGUUCCUCUCGCAUCCUUUCAUUGAUCCAGAACCAGAGAAACCUUGGCUGGCUCAAAGGAUGGCCCUCAGGAUUCCAUAUUCUGCUUGAAAAUUACUGAGGACAUUUAAUGAGAAUGUUCCAAACAGUCAAUCACACAGUUUAUACGAUUAUCUUGUUGGCUUAAGAAAAUAUGCCAUGUUUUCAUCCGUGAAGUGUUAGUGAUGAAUUGGAAGUGCUAUUUGGUGCGUUUUCCUUCAUCGAAGAAUUUUGAGUGUGUAAUAAAUAGAAUAAUAAGAGCUUCAGUUCCAAAAUAUAGUGGUUUCCAUUGUAGGAAUUCAUUAUUGAGACUCAAUUUUAAAUAUUUUGCAAAAUCAAUCGAGGCCAGAAAAUGGGCAUUCGGAUCA